This is a messenger RNA of Suillus bovinus, 1464 nucleotides long. Its product is annotated as SPX domain-containing protein. The transcript is spliced from 6 exons. Lineage: Eukaryota; Fungi; Basidiomycota; Agaricomycetes; Boletales; Suillaceae. Bases 1 to 1464 code for a protein of 487 amino acids. The record is from RefSeq and is a predicted model, not a curated record.
AUGCAUUUCUCAAAGACAUACUCGCAACUACUGCUCACAUUACCCCCAGAGCUACGUGAAAACGCCAUACAGUACCGCCAACUCAAGAAACUAAUCAAUCAACUAGUCCAAGAACUUUCAUCUCUAGGUCUUAGUCCGUUUGUGCUUCAACAACUGCUAGAACAACAGAAUCCUGCGAGCUCGGCCCCCCAGAUCGAGGAAAUACGACAGCAAUGUGAUCGAGUCUCUGACGGCGAUGGUGAUCACCGAGGGCAAGCUACCGUGGUCUACGAGUUUAGCGGGACGUCUUCUCAUAUUGAACCUCGUCUCCGGCUGUCGGUGAAGCAUCCAACGGACGCUACGGAUCUCGUAUCUGGUCACACGACCACACCGGACAGCAUCCCAGACGCUUUCCGGCUUGAUUGCCGAGCUCUAGAAAGAAAUACGGCCUUGGUAGAUAUCUGCUAUUCAUCCACAAACACCCACGAUCUUAUCAUACCAUUACGGUCUGAUACCGCGUUCUUUCAGCUAUUAAAUACCACCCUUGCAUCACUCACUGAACACCUUAAUACUGUGCAUGGUGGAUUCACAUCUACGCUACAAAGUCUAGCCUAUGCCAUUAGUGCGACAGCACGGCCCACAUCCUCGUCGGCACCUCGUUCCUUCUCGUCUUAUUCAAUGACUGUCAAUAACGCUGCCACAUUACGACCCAGCUCUGGAACCCGCAAUACAGAUCUAUAUUCAUGGAGGGAGAUAUUCCAGAUGUAUGUUGAAGGUGAAAUCUUCGAGAGUGUCGGGGAGAGAACUCGUGGGGAACGCAGUAUCGAGGAAACAGAGAUCCGGAUGAAGCAGUUUGAAGAACGCAUACAGGAGAAGAGAAGCAAGCUCAAGCUGUCUGGAAGCAAGGAUGCACUGGAUGUUUUUAUGCGGAUGAACUUUUUUAUCUUAGAUCUGAAGAGAUUCCAAUUUGCGAAUGUCGAGGCGACACGCAAAAUCUUAAAGAAGCAUACAAAGCGAACCGCAUUACCUCUUCCUUCUUAUAUCAUUUCACUGUGGAAUGGACCAUUACCAGCAUCCCCACCGCCAGCGGAGCUGACCUUGUUGCCUCAGCCUCCAGUAUCUUUGCCUCGACUCCUCGUGCAAGCUAUCGGCGAAAUUCUACUCCCAAUUGUGCCUCACGUCGACGAUUAUUCGUGUCUUAUCUGUACCAGUCUCGCGUUCAAGCCAAUCAGACUUGGUUGUGGCCAUUUAUUUUGUGUAAGGUGUCUCGUAAAACUUCAAAAGCUCGGGAAAGGGAAUUGCCCUAUUUGCAGGGCCCCUACGGUGCUAAAGGCCGACCGCACCAACGUUGAUUAUGCUCUUUUGAACUUUAUGGCUGACUGGUUCCCCUUGGAGUCGCGUGCGAAGCUGAGUACUAAUGAGCGCGAGGCAGCCAAGGAGGAGCUCGAGGAGCUCGGUCUUGGUGAAGGAUGCCGAGUGAUGUGA